Molecule: messenger RNA, 1208 nt
Organism: Panicum virgatum (switchgrass)
Lineage: Eukaryota; Viridiplantae; Streptophyta; Magnoliopsida; Poales; Poaceae
Exons: 1
Coding region: 500-1078 (192 amino acids)
Source: RefSeq, a predicted model, not a curated record
CUCCCCCCCUCGCAUUAACUUUCCUUUGCGUCUGAAAGCUUCUGCGAUUCGUCUAAAGGCAACGGUUCGCGCGCUCUUUUCCUUUUUUUCUGAUAAUUAAUUUAUUAGUAUUUCUUUUCGUAUUAUUAGUUUUAGCAGUUUUUUAUUUAGUACAUUUCUUUUCGUAUUAGUAUUUCGAUCUAGUUUUAGUAGUCUUUUAUUUAGUUUUCUCGUGUAGUUUAAUUAUUAUUUGUUUAUUUUUCUGUUUACUGCAGGUUAAUUAGUUUCUAUAUAUCUUCUGUUACUACUUCCGUCAAACUAGAUUCCGUUUGGUGUCUCCGUCUAAUUUUUUAGUGAGUUUUUGCCUUUCGUUAGUGUUUCACAUCUAGCUUAGAUCUUGUCUAGUUUAUUACUUCCGCGCUUGUCUAGUUUCCAUCGUCAAUUUAAUAUCUUUUAUUUUCCGCAUUCAUACUUGCAUCAUCCGUUUCCUGUUAACGUGCACGCGCGUGGCUUGUCACUCAUGGCUACCGUGUGCACGGUCACCCCUGCUGCUACUCUGUCACGUGUAGGCUGUGCUUGGAGCAACAAGAAGCCCGGCCGCGCGUCGACGAGCGAGAGCUGGACCAAGGACAAGCUCGUCGCCCGUACCUCGUCGAGCCUUCCAGGCCGUGGGUCCCUGAGUGACAAUUGGAUAAGAGACAAGACCGAGAGCAAGGAGACCGAUACUGAGCAUGUCGAGCGGUUGCUAUCGAGGGAGAUCGUCAGUCAGAUCGGAGGUAAUGCUGAAAAGAAUGAGAUCAACGACGAGCGUGCGGGGCGAUCGCCGUCGAGGGAGAUCAAUCAGGCCGGAGUCAAGAGGGUCUUGAGCCGAGCGUCAUCAGUGGAGAUCGAGCGAAGUGACAAGAAGGCAAAGCCGGAGGAGGAUGUGGAGCCGGUGGCAGUAGUGGUGGCCGUGGAGGAAUACUACGCUGGCCCGGCAUUCAUCAAGGCGCCACAUCCGAGCGAGCUGCCCCUGCCCUUGUUCGUCAAGUCUCCGGAUCCGAGCGAGUUGCCAAUUCCGAAGUUCCUGAAGACGCCCAAGGCGGAUAUCAAGAACUAAAGCUUACGAGAGGACAGUACCGUUGAUAAUAACCCAAGAACGAGCUACUACGCUUAAUCUAGUUUGCUUCCUUAUUACGUAUGGCAGAUAUGGAAAGGGAGUACUAGUUAUGUUUAUCUCUGUAAGCUGA